AGAUUUCCUCUUUCUGUAUAUCGAAACCAAGGCUGUUUAAUCGUUUGUGUAGACAGUUACCGGACUCUUUCGUUGUAUUUGUAACGAAUUUCAAUGGUAUAUUAGCACUUCUAAGCCUGUUUUGAAAAUUCAUAGCAUGAUUGCUGUUUCUUUUUUUCAACUUGUAACAAACAACAUUUAAUCAUCUUAACGAAUACAAAAUAUUCUAUUCUAUUUAAAUAUCUGUGCCCCGAUGCGAUUACGAUUACCUAUAUUACGUAUAUCGCGCCAAUAAAAGGAAUAUGGCGCAAUAGAGUGAAAUGUACAUAUAAAGAGAAGAACAACCUGGUUAAGGCUUCCACAGCGCCAGGAAUCACUGUGCUAUCAAUAUGCAGAGUACCACUAAGAUCUAUCAAUACCAUUCGUAUUUGUCUGGUCAUAUUUUAGAAUAUUUUUAACGCGUUUGUUAAGCUGUUCUCCUCGCGCGUUCCACUUUACUUAACUGUAAAGUUUACAGUUCUAGGUUCUGUCAGUCUCUCAAGCUUCGAGCCCGUGUGGAUCUGCGACUGUAACCGACACUUCUGUUGCUUCCGUAACGUAACGUAGCCUCGUACGUGUGUGUUCAAUACACGUACAUGCACGUAUAUUCUUCAACCGAUCAACACAGCGCAACGUCUGUUCAGUUAAAUUAAGCAACAAGACGCGUAUGACUGUAAUUGCACGUGGUUUACUAUGGCGCUUUCCCUAAAACUGGAAAGUGGGAAACAAGUUCCAUGGUUUUCACUAAUCGAAUGGCACCAAGUGUAUCAGCAAGUAUAUUCAAACAACAAAACUGAGCAAACCAAGGCAUAUGAAACUCUAUUAGCAUGGAAAGCAAGGAUGCCAAAAUUGCCGGUAGGCGUGGACUGUACCCUCUCUAUCAUGCAAGUCUGUCUUAGAGAUCUUGAAUGGACUCCUAGGAUACAUAACGGGGAAUUGCAGAUUAGUUAUGAAAAUGAUUUAUGUUUAAUGUAUUCAACUACGAUAAUGAGAUUCUUAAAUCAUAUCGCUAACAUAGGGCACACGAAGCAAACAUCCUUGUUUCAGAUUGCAAAGCAGCUAAAUAUCCCAGAAUGGAUUGUGAACUUGAGACACGAUACUGCUCACGGGCACGAGUUGCCGUCCAUCGGUGUGUUAAGAAUAGCUAUAAAUAUAUUAUUAACAUGGCUACAUGAAGAAUAUUGGGCAGCCGAAGCCAACAGAUUGGAAGAGUGUAUUGUCAUGGAGGAGUCUGUGAAAGAAGCUCAAGAAAAUGAAGAAAUUCAAGAAUUUAGCGAUUUAAUUGAACUUUGGACUUCCGUUAGUUUAUACAUUCAUGCUGGAUACCAUUUAGUAGGGGAUAUUCCAGAUUCUGAAUUGGUGGAAACUUUAAAAGAUCUCCAUUCGUAUGUCAUCUCUCUGUUCGAGCAACAAGGUAACGAGAACGUAGAAAACUAUAACAAUGGUUAUGAAAAACUGGCUACCGAUGAUAUAAGAACAGGCGAAGAAUAUACAUUAGAGACCGCUAGAAUGGUUCUUUUAUCUGAGAUUUCUAGAUAUUUCAGUAAAAAAUCCGAUCCUAGUAAAAAGGAUGUAGUUUGCGAUGAACUCUUUAAAUCGGAAGCUUUCUUACCAAAUAAAGAUGUUUUAUUUAUUUUCAUACAAGAAAAUACUGAAAAUGAAUUAAAAAAUGACAUUUUGCCAUCGGAUAUGUUGAAAUUCUGGAAAGAUAUUAUAUUUCUAUUAUACGAGAACAGAAUGAUGGAGACUUUGAUCAUGGGUUUACUUGGAUUAAUAAACGAUCAAGAAGUAGAUAAACAUAAGAGAUUAUUCGCUUCGCUAUGGAUAAGUUCGAUAGCCUAUGGUUUUGUGAAAUUAGAUAUUGCUCACUGUAUAUCACGUACUUUAGAGUACAAGUUUGAUUUGACUGGGAAAAGAUUACCGCCAAGAGCAUUUAAAAUGAAGGUGAUGGAAGAAACUGAAAAUGCUUAUCCACACUUGAAACAUGUUUUAUGGUUCAAUUUAUCUGGUGCGGUAUUGCCAAUUUUAACCGAUCUGAACUUUGUUUCGAAACUUUUGUUAAAUGCAAAUGAAUACUCUAUUACAUUUAUAUCACCUAUCUUGGAAUUAAUAUGUCCCAAGAUAGAUGCUACGAAAAAACAGAUGUUGCUGAAUUUGGUGAAAAUUUAUGCAGAGAGACGAACAACCGUCGGUGAAAGUUCCAACAAGGAUUACACAGCUUUCACUGUAGAGGACGUUCAGACUUUACAUAAACGUCAUGCACCAAACGUAAUUGAAAAAAGCAAAUCCAAAAGCAUAACGCCUCUUUUUUUCACGGAUCAAAGAGUGCGAAAUAGUCAAUGGAAAUCUAUGUUCGGUAAUUACGAAUGGGCAGUAUGUCCAAUUGGUUUACUUCCAUGGCAAGUAGAUUCCAUGAAAAUCCUAAAACCGUUGAGGACUGUCUCACACCGAUACAUUUCGAUCUCGGAGUCCGAAAUUAUACCCGGAGUUUUAGAUAGCAAGGAUCUCAAAAAGGAAAGUCAAAUUAACUGGGACAACGUUUUAAGAAAAAAGAAACGUCUAAAAAGAAAGCAUGAACAAAGAAGUACAGAUGUCAUGGUAAAUAAGGCGCUGGAAAUUGCUAGGAAACAAAAAUAGUGCAUCGUGUUUUAUCGCAUUUUAUAUACAUAUUAUAAUUUUAGCUGUUACUAUUUGUUGAAAGUAUAAAAACACGGAAAGAAGGAUAACUCAACAAUUUAUUUUUACACUGUAAUAAGUUAUACAAUUCUAUAAAAAAUGUCUUAAUAUAAAAGUUUCAUAUUAACUGCAAUAUACAACAUUGUAUACAUCGAACAUAUUUUACAGUUCACCCUGUAAAUGCUUUUACAAAUAUUUACAACGCAAGAGAAUAUGUAUACUACACAUUAGUAUUCCAAAAUACCUAUAUUUAAACAAAAUUUUCAUUUUGCGUAUACUCUACUUACACAAGUGUACAGAAAUUAUAUAUUAAGUUGUCAUAAAAUAUACAUGUAUUUACAACAUAGAGA
Messenger RNA from Megalopta genalis, 3044 nucleotides. The record is from RefSeq and is a predicted model, not a curated record. NCBI's taxonomy places the organism in Eukaryota, Metazoa, Arthropoda, Insecta, Hymenoptera, Halictidae.